Ogataea polymorpha is the source of this 414-nucleotide messenger RNA. RefSeq lists its product as uncharacterized. NCBI's taxonomy places the organism in Eukaryota, Fungi, Ascomycota, Pichiomycetes, Pichiales, Pichiaceae. Gene Ontology annotation, cellular component: nuclear cap binding complex. The transcript has a single exon. The annotation marks the transcript as partial. The record is from RefSeq and is a predicted model, not a curated record. Gene Ontology annotation, biological process: mRNA cis splicing, via spliceosome. Gene Ontology annotation, molecular function: RNA cap binding.
UUGAGAGAAUUUGAUACACCAAAUUUCAAAAAUUCCACAUUUAGACUUGAUAGACCGUCCUCAUACCUUCUCAACAAAGCCAGAAGAGAUGAGAUAAAUGGGUACUCAAACCUAAAGAAGUCAAUGUCUUCCUCGACAGUUUAUAUUGGGAAGCUUUCAUUUGAUACAACUGAAGAACAAUUGUUUGAGCUAUUUAGCAAUUGUGGCACGAUUGUGAGAAUCAUCAUGGGUCUUGAUAAACAUAAGCUAACUCCUACAGGUUUCUGUUUUAUCAUAUUCAGCACACCAAGUGGAGCGUUAAAUUCAAUCAAAUACCUCAAUAAAACGAAGGUUAAUGGGCGUUCGAUGGAGAUAGAUUUAGAUCCAGGAUUUGAAGAAGGUCGGCAGUUCGGAAGAGGUGCUGACGGUGGACAA